UUCCCGCCAUUUACAACGCUCGCGACAAGAAAUUUCAGUGCAGAUAUCGUUGAAUCGCGUGCCUUACCGUUCAAUAUUAUAACCGUUGUUACUGUUACAUAGAAAGAGGCUGAGCCAGUAACUGACAGGAUAGGAGUAGAAACGACAAAUACAGGGCACUUCUUUAGCCGCCAGAUAUGUUGAGUGGACGCAUCUCUUUUAUGUAGACUUACAAACUAAAGAGUUUUAUCUUUUCGAAUAAGGUCUUCAACAUGGACACAACGGAUGAAGAGAGAAAUAGCAUCGACACAUCACCAAAAUAUACAAAACCCGAACAGAAAUGGAUUGACGAUAUGCAUUCGGGGGAUUCGACGAAACCCACAAAAGUUAAUUUCUGGAAACUGUUUAUUGCUAAUUGGUAUUAUGUAGUGACUUAUUGUUUAGUCUUUGGCAGUUUUGGUGUGUGUGUAGGAUUUUUGGGACCGACUGUUUUUGAUUUAGGGUGCCAAACAAACUCAGAUUUACGGAGUAUGAACUGGGUGUUCUUUGUACAACUUAUUCUAACUUUGAUCGGAUCGAUUUCCGCCGGUUGUUUAGCUUCAAGGGUGUAUAAUCAUCUGUUACUAUUAAUAGGAGCAGUGGGUGUGUCAUGUGCAAUGAUGUUAAUCCCAUCGUGUACAAGUUUUGGUGGAUUGUUAGUGGUUUUAAUGCUUAUGGGAUGGUGUAUGGGUUGCCUUGACUGUAUUGCUAACUUAAGAAUGAUUCUAUUAUUUGGACGGAAUGUCUCCCCAUUUUUACAGGCGAUGCAUUGUUUUUAUGGAUUUGGAGCCUUUGUUAGUCCGAUGAUUGCGUCAUCUUUCUUAUUAAAUAGAGAUUGUUCUCCAUUUGUUGAUGGUUUCACACUGGAACCACCGCAAGAGAGUGUCAAAAUUGGAUUAAAUAAAACCAUUGAUGUUCCACCACAACCACAGAAAGUUUUCCGUUACACUCACAUGUCUAAAUUACCCUAUGCUUUCUACAUACUAGGUGGUUUACAGUUGGCCGUAGCUGCUGUAGUUUUAAUGCUGGUUAUUAAAGAAAGAUUUGGUAGUGUAGCAAUACAAGUACCGUUUGUUGAUACAGGGGAGACAACUAUCGUAGAACCAUCAAAUAAUGAUGGAAGUUUAUUGUCGAGACUCAACUGCUGUGCAUUUGGUCCGAAGCAAGUUUUAUUCAUUACAAUUAUAUCUUCAGUUAUAUUAUUUAUAUUUGAUGGCUUACAGUCUUCCUAUGCCAAUUAUAUUUAUUCUUAUGCUCAAGAAGCAGAUGUACCGAUAGAAAAAUAUGAGGGAGCCAUUUUAGAUGCAUGUUUCUGGGGUCUGUUUUCAUUUGGUCGUCUAAUAUCUGUAUUUUUUGCCGCCAAAUUUACAGCAGCUUUCAUGUUACUGUGUAAUAUUGUUGGUACUGCCUUUGCUAUUUUAAUAACAAUAAUAUUUCGUUCCAAUCAUGUUGCGAUAUAUUUAGGAACAUGCCUAGUUGGAGUGUUUGUUAGUUCAAUGUCUCCAUCAGCUAUGUCAAUGACUGAACAAUAUAUUGAUAUAAAAGCAUCAAUAACAACAUGUCUAGUUGUGGCUGCAUGUUUAGGAGAAGCUUUAUGUCCUAUUAUUGUUGGUAAUUUGGUUGUGAGUAUGGGAUCAGUGAGUUUCUUAGCUUUCUGUUUUACAAUGACACUAGUUUCUUUACUGCUCUACUGGGCUCUCUUUGCAGCUGGAAAAGAGAUGCCAAAAUUCAUUGCUGGAGGGAAAAGAUCGUUUGUUUUUCUGCGUCCGACUCCUGGAGAUGGAAGUGAUGAGAAUACUAUCAUUGAUCCAUCUAGCGUUAAAUAUUAUACACGUAUGCCAGAGAGCGACAGCAAAGUGGAAUUGGCUCCCUUACCUGAUAAAAAUAAUAAAACAAAUGGAAUUUUAAAUGAUUUGUAACAUUAAUAUGUUUAAUUAUCUGUGUAUAUAAUAUUUUGUAUAUAGAAUAUUGUGAAUCUGUGAUUUUAUUAAAUUACUGUCUAUGUCAGAUUUACCAGGGACUUGCUUUCAGUUAAUCACACUUAAGGGAAGGGAGGGAAUUGAAACGGCAUAUAUAUGGAGGCAGAUCACCACUAAAUUUCACCAUCUCGGUACCCACAAUAUGUAGUUCGUCUAUUUAUAGCAAUUCUCUCUUUGGAUGAAUAGGGUUUGAAUUAACAUUUUCUGUCAGGUUUUGGUAACUAUUGAUGAUUUUGAGGCGGAAGGAUAACAAGGUUAUCAGGUUGGUUAUGGUGAUAUGUACGGCGAAUAGUUACAUGUUUUUAGUAUGCUUCUUCAAGUUUGUGUAUCUUAAAAUUUUGGUGGUCAACCUCAUACAAAUUUUGGUACAAAGACAUGACCAUUUGUUUCUCUGUCUGUAGUGAAAAGCAUUCAGCCCAACGAAAAUUUGGGGAAAAGUUGGAGCCGGGCAAAGAGGCCAGAAUUAACAUUGAAGUCAAUGGGAAAAUUAAUGGUGGUCUGCCUCCAUACCGGUUAGCAAGUUAGAUCAGUAACUAAAUGGUUGUAUAUUCAGUCCUGGCACUAGCCGGUUGUUGAAUCGCUAUGUCCUUUGAUAAGCCAUUUUAUGCCUGUAUUCCAUACUACCAAGCUGUAAAUGGAUACUGGUAGGAUAGCUUGCUUAAAAAUACCCCACAUUACGCAGCAUGAUUAAAGUCUGCAAUUCAGGAUGUGACUUACGGUUAAAGAAUCAAGUGAAAUAAAAGAUAUACCACAGACUUUCAUUCUCCAAAAAGUAUACAUGAUUAUGAUCAGUGAAAUGCAAGUUUUGGGGAAAUCUGAAAUAGACAAUAAUUAUUUAUUCAUUGUGAUAGUUGAACAUUGGUUGUGUAAAGCUGUGAGUUCUUUAAUACAAAUUAUAAUGGUGCAUUAUUCAGAUUGUUUUGUUAUCUUUAUUGUUUUGUUAAUUUAUCAAAGCUGUUUGUUUCUAGAGUAAAUAUUAACAUCAAAAAAGGAAAAAUAAAUGAAAGUACAAUUUAAUUUUAAACAAAUCAAAGAACACUAACAAUUAACAUACUAUGGAAGAAGAAUUACUAAUUAAUUUGUUUAGGCGACAUUUAGAUGAGUAUUCUGUCAACUGAACUUGUGUGGAAACUUUGAAAACAUUGCCUAUAUAAAUAAGUAAUUGUUCUUUUAUAGUAUGUGUUAUAGUUUUUAGCUCUACCCGGUUACUAAAUGCCUCUACAGGAUUAACACUCUGUACAUUGAAACUUUUGAUAUUAUGGAAGAUCCACAAACAAUGUUAAUAUUUAGUCAAUUUUAAUGUCACAUCACUAGAAAUGUUGCUUGUAAAGUACUGUGUUUAUAAUUCAUUGACCAAUAGAGAAUGUUUCUAAUAGUUUCCCCAUCAGAUUUAUUCAAUUUCAAUUAAACCUUCUGGUGGUUCCCUGCUUUUAUCAGUGUUGAUUGGUCAGAAUAUUAAUGGUGAUGGAUCCAAUCUAAGUACUAAUAAUUGAAGUAUCAUCGUGGUACCAUUUUUUCUCUAUUCUCCUGUGUUUGUUAUAAAUGCAUUAUUUUGACGACCUUCUCAGGAUUUAGCAUCCAUGUAUGGUUAAAGAAAUAAAUACAAUGUUUUUAUAUGUUACAUGCUCUCAAAUUACCUGUGAUAAUAUUACUUUUUUUUCUAAAAUGUAACAAUUCUUUAAUUAAAGGUGCAACAUGCUAGAAUACAUUUGAUAUAGAGUUUAAGUCUAUUACUGUACCCAUUCACAAAUAGUUUACUUACAAAUUAUAUAAAUCCUGAAAUUAUUGAUAUCGAUAAAUUUUUGAACUUAUACUUAUUUUAACUGUAUCUGUGUCAGUGUUAAAAAAAAAACUCAACCCAAUAUCAAUACAUUAUGCAAAUUUAUAAAUUCUAACUAUUCUCAGUAAAUCUGGUUUGUUGAUUUUAUGAUUAUAAUAAAGCGUUCCUAUGGUAAUAUAAAUUGGCACAAGUUUAAUCAAAAUAAAAACAAUUUGUGAUAAUUCUCUGGUGUAUUAUAUAAAAUGUUAAUGUGUUUAAAUGUAUGUUCUCUAAACACUAAGAAUUGUAGUUAUGGCUGCACUAAGUUGUGUUUGAUUUUAUAUGAUGACAGAACACAUGGAAUUGUAAAAGAUUAUUUAUUUUUAAAUAAAUGACAUUAUUUAAAUACUUAAUUAUGGAUAUAAUUUAGCAGUGGCCAUAAAAAUAUUUGUGAUAUUUUCACACAAAAGAAUAUUAGUUUACCCCUUAAAGUUAUUGCUGUCUCUACCUAUAUGUGUAUCUCAUGUUAGUGUUUGGCUGAAGUUUUUAUUUAUUAUUGUUAAAUCAGAGGCUAAUUCCAUACCAUUAAAUCAACAUAGGAAAGAUGUAUAUUUUUUUUGUAUUUGUUCAUUUUUUCACAUAGAAGAAUGAAUUAAUUAAAAUAUAAUAUGCAUGUAUUAUUAAGGUAUAAAAUUUAGAGACGUAUCUUUAAAGUUUUAUGGAGCCAAGGUGACAAAUUGAGUAAUAUGCUGACUCGCUAGCCUGGAGGUCUCAGGUUCGAUCCAGGUGUUGGCCGAGAAAGUUCAUUGAGAUUUUCCGGCAUGGUUUCCUCUUGUCAGUGGUGCAGGACAGAGGGCCUGACAACGGCAGUUGUCUAGUCAUUUGGAUGGAAUUAAAAACCAAGGUCCUGUGUAUGCAUUGGCAUGCUUGAAAAGAUCCCUUGGCAGGUGGAAUUCGAUAUAAGAGUAGGCUGUGCCGCCGCUGUCCAGGCAAAUCUUCCCUUAUAGCACACUGUAUGGUGUAUGCCCUCAUUAACUCAGAGUUUUAUUUUGUUUUCUAUAUUAGUAAACAUCCAGACUUUUUAAUAAUUAGUUUUUUUGUUGUUUUUGCUUAAAGAUAAGAUUAAAACAUAUAAUGUUAAAUAAUCUUUUAAUUUAUAUUGUUAUUUAUGUAAAUGAAAUAUGUAUUAAAGUGAUGUAUAUAUUGAAUGUUUUCUAUUUGAUAAUAUUCAUUGUUUUUAUCUGUUAUCAUGAUGUAUUGUAUUUACAAAUUAAUGCUCAUGUAAUUUCUUGAUUUGUAUGUAAAAUAAAGGUAGUGAU
Molecule: messenger RNA, 5075 nt
Organism: Patella vulgata (common limpet)
Lineage: Eukaryota; Metazoa; Mollusca; Gastropoda; Patellidae
Product: major facilitator superfamily domain-containing protein 4A
Exons: 11
Coding region: 252-1937 (561 amino acids)
Source: RefSeq, a predicted model, not a curated record